Molecule: messenger RNA, 2209 nt
Organism: Xenopus laevis (African clawed frog)
Lineage: Eukaryota; Metazoa; Chordata; Amphibia; Anura; Pipidae
Gene: vstm2l.S
Product: V-set and transmembrane domain containing 2 like S homeolog
Biological process (GO): negative regulation of neuron apoptotic process
Cellular component (GO): membrane; extracellular region
Source: RefSeq, marked predicted
AGCGGCUGGAUCCCCCGGGUGUUUGCGCCAUGGGUGCCUGGGGACUCAGCCUGGGGGUCCUGCACUGCCUGGGGGUCUACAUCCAGUUGAGCGCCGGCGAGACACAAAGCACUACCGAUGCGUUGUUCACAGAAAUACCACAUGAUGUUAGUGCACAUCCAGGGGAGGACGUGGAGAUGGCAUGUUCCUUCAGGGGCAGCGGAGACAUCCCCUAUUCAUUGGAGAUCCAGUGGUGGUAUAUGCGCACCCAUAGAGAUUGGGCAAAUAAGGAAACGUGGGCAGAGAACCAGCUAAAAUCACUUCCUGGGACACCUGAAAAAGGAGCCACAAAAAUAAGUAUUGUGAAAGUGUUUGGUAGUAAUAUCUCGCACAAGCUGCGUCUGUCCAGUGUGAAGCUCUCAGAUGAGGGAACCUACGAGUGUCGUGUCCUAGAUUACAGCGAUGGGAAGGGACGUCAGCACAGAGUCAAAGCUUUCUUGCGAGUGGAGACUGAGAUGGGCCGCCGCGGAAUGAUUGCCCACCGCCAGCAAGACACAGGUCCUCAUCGCCAUUUUCCUGGCAAAGAGCUUAAAAAGCAGGCAGCUAUGCCUUGUGAGCAGUGCCAGUUGUAGACUGUUAUGGGAUCACUGUCCGACUGACAAAUACACAAAAGAGUGCACGAGAGGCAUCCCAGAUUAAACACCUUAAUCCCACCUCUUCUCUCACUCUCUUUCACUGGGGUGGCAAAUGGACUGCUGUGACUUUAUACCACCACCCACAUCACUGCAAGAUGCACCCCUUUCCUUACUAGGGACCAAUCACAAGAGCCCGAACAGCAGCAUAAAGUGAGGUUAAGGGGCAAAUAUCAGCUAACAUUUUGGUAGUGGGUCAACAUAAUUUUACUCUGCAGAAAGAAUCAAUCCUAAACCCUAUUUAUUAAAGGGAUUUAUUAGUGUGGGUCAGUGUAUAAUAAACAGAGUGUUCAAAAGUGCUUCUAUUAUCAUGGCCAAACUGCAAGCUUUCAGUUGUUUUCAAGGAAAACUAGAUACUAGCCAAAUAAUAACUGAAAGGGUGUAGUAUGGACAUCCCACCUUGUAUAUUUUUUAGGUCCUGGAAAGAGCUAUAGCUAAAACGAGGGAAUAUUUAAUUACCAAUUGUAGGCUCUCAAGACCACCCACCCAUGUUCCCAAAUGUCUCUGAAAGUUUGUAUUCUGCACCCACUCAGCCACUGGUAAUUCCAUUUUAUUUAAUGCUGUUGUCUUGGAUUAUAUUACGGCUCUCUUUUGUUAGAUUCUGGGAAAUUCGCUUUGGAUAUUCAUUUAUUCUGCUUUUCUCAUUUGAGCACAAAAACAUAAAAAAAGACUAAAAUACAACUUUGGACAUUACUAGUUUAAAUAUGUUAUAAUUGCCUUUGGAUAAUCAAGUGUGAAUAACAUUACAAUGCUUUAAUGUGUUAUUAAGCUUUUUUGCUUCUCUGUGGGACUGCCUUCUAUUCAAUGAUACGUCUUAGAACUUGCUCUCCGGCAACUUGCAUCAUUAUUUUUGUAGCUAGUGUUUCCCCAUCAGUUGACUGAGCACUAGCUGGAAUGUGAAUAGUCAGACAAAUAUUGCUUUACAGGGGCAGCAAACCAAAAUUUGCACCUUCAUUUAACUUAAUAUCCCACAUGGAGUGAAUAGUGUGCCCAUAAGCAAGUGCAUUCCCUAAAAGCUUUGCCAUUCUCCAUAGACUUCUAUUUUCUAACACUAGAUGGCGCCGUUUUCUAGAAGUCUAUAGCGAAUCAAAGCAAUAUGGCUGUCCCUACCCAUAUUUUUGAAUACAAAAAGCUAAGCCUUGAAAAGUUCUGCAUUUACAAAGCUAUGAUUUGUUUUGCUUUUUUGGUAACUAUAAAAGGUUACUUCCCCUGAAAUAGCAAGGACUACAUUUGUGCAGUGUGAAGUAUAGUAAUGACACAAAACAUCUGCAAUGUAUAUGCUGUUGCUGCUGGAACAGACACUGCAGGGUUGGAUUACCAUUAACCAGCACAGGUAUUUCUGCUGUGCAAAUGGUAAACCAGCGCCUGCGUGCCUUUUGCUUAAGUGUUAAUAGGGGACUACCCCACCCACCUUUGCCUGGAGAUGUUGUCCCUUAUUCACUGUCCUGGGGAUAACUGUUCUUACUGUAUAAACGGUCUCUGCAACGCCAGGAACUUUUCUGGUUGUAAAUAAAGGUGACUGGUCACCCUGAAGUAAA